GGCGCGCCUCUGGGCGGCCGCGGCCCGGCGGGCUGACGGCGGCGCUCGGUGCCCGCAGGUCGGUAGUCGCCGCCAUGGCGCUGAUCGAAGGCGUGGGCGACGAGGUGACCGCGCUGUUCGCGCUGCUGCUGGCCGUCGCCGUGCUGGCCUUGGCCUGGGCCUCCACGCGCGCCCCCGAGCCCGUUCCGCCGCCUCGCGCCGCCGCGCCGCUGCCCGAGGAGGGCCCGAGCGCCGCCCCCGAGCCCGUCGCCCCGCACAAGGCCCCGGCCUCGGCCCCGGGCGGGGCGGGCCCCGAUGGGGCGGGCGGAGCGGCGGCUGCGCUGCGGGCGCGGGGCGGCGCCGGGGCCCCCCAGCAGAGUGCGGGCGGAGCGGCGGGGGGCGGCCCCGCGGAGCCCACCAUGGUGCUACGCCUCAAAUUCCUCAACGACACCGAGCGGCUGGCCAGGGUGCGGCCCGGGGACACCGUGGGGGCCCUCAAGAGGACCUACUUUCCCGGGCAGGAGCAGCAGGUGCGGCUCAUCUACCAGGGCCAGCUGCUGCGUGACGAUGCCCAGAGCCUGGCAGCCCUUCACCUGGCACCCAACAGCGUCCUGCACUGCCACAUCUCCCAGCACAGCCCUGCCCCUGCACCCGCCGGCCCCCGCGCCUCCGCCGACCCCGUGCACACCGCCCUCAACGUGGGCAGCCUGAUGCUGCCGCUCUUCGUGCUGAUGCUGGCCGUGCUCUGGUACUUCCAGCUGCAGUACCGCCACGUCUUCACCGCCACCGCCACCACCUUCCUGGCCGGCCUCACCCUGCUCUUCAGCUUCAUGGCCUUCACCAUGUACCGCAGAUAGCGCUGCCCCGCACCCCGACUGGAACCGCCCCCCACUCUCGCGCUGCGGUGCUCAGGGUUCUGCUGCUGCUCCAGAACUCGAGGGGUGUUGGCUAUGUCCCGGUGCUUCAGGGGCUGCUCACAGCCAGCACGGAGUUGGCACGGCCCCGGUGCUGCCCUCAGCCCUCUACCACCGCCGGAAGCCCUCCGCGCACGGGGCGAGGCACGGAGUUGCACCGCAGGGCACCGAGCAGAAGGGGGGGGACGCAGCGCCCCGUGAGCCCCCAGGUGCCUGCUGCCCGCGGCUGCGAGCCCUGCGGGGGUCAGGGGCUACCGGCCCGUGCUCGGGGCUGGGCCCUCGGUGCCGUGAGCAUGUGCUCGGCCGUGCUUCUUUUAAGAUUAAAAAGGAAGAAAACUGUGGAUGCUCCAAA
Messenger RNA from Tympanuchus pallidicinctus (lesser prairie-chicken), 1245 nucleotides. It is a transcript of the gene TMUB1, whose product is annotated as transmembrane and ubiquitin like domain containing 1. The record is from RefSeq and is a predicted model, not a curated record. Gene Ontology annotation, molecular function: protein binding. The transcript has 2 exons. Lineage: Eukaryota; Metazoa; Chordata; Aves; Galliformes; Phasianidae. Bases 75 to 836 code for a protein of 253 amino acids.